CGCCAGGAGCUAGCAACGUCGUACUUAUAAAUGAAAACAAGACAGCUGCGGCGGUAGACAGUCACGGUUUCUUAUACAACUAUUUGUAUAUAACCAGGCGGUCUGUGACGUCUUUUUCACGUACAAUAUGGAGUCCUUAUCGGCUCUUAACCUUAAUCCUCCUAAACUCGAUACAUUGCCCACCGAUAUCCUGCUUAUCAUUUUGGGCUACUUGGACACGGCUCGGAGUAUAGCCCACUUGGGUGCGACCUGUAAGGGACUAUGCCAGCUCAUUUCGGCUGAAGGUUGGCGCGUGUUUGUGAGGACCUGCUUCAGUAGUCUCAGGCUACCUGAGAGCAACUCUGCUGAAGAGUGGGCGCGUCUAGCACGCGUCCUCACCGCGCAGUCACGAGAUUGGGAUAGGCGAGCCUUCGUCUUCCAUUCGCUCACACCGCCUGAAACGCGAGAGACCCGAAGACGCAAUGACAGAAGACCUCAGACAUCGCAGUCCAUCCCAGGCAACAUUAUUGUCGAUGCCCACCUACAGAGCCAAGGGCACUUUGACGAGGAGUUCGUGGCCUGGGGCGCUGGCGAAGAUGUCGUCGCUCGUAUUCAGCGAAAGAAGCGAAAGGGCCAAGCCACGUUAAUAUCUGAAGAUUGGCAUUUGUGUAAAGGCUCGGAAAAUGGCUUUGUUGCGGGAAAGGGCGAUACUACCAGUAUAUCAAUUGUCAAAACAAGCCCUUUCGAAGAUGGUAGAGAUAUGAGUGUCGUGGUCGGAAGGGCAAACGGUGAUCUUCGCUUACUCUCAAUGGAUCACUCUACUUUCGGCCGCACAUUGAUGCGAUUCCGCCCAUCACCUGCUUCCCCUAUUCACCAGCAUGAGAUACGAGCAGUUGACGUUGAUAGCUCCAACAUCAUAGCAACCAGCACUAGAGAAAGUGUCUGGCUCUAUCCUGCCCAGAACCAUGACCAAGUACAGGUCAACGAUACUGAAGAUUUAUUCAUAGACCCGAUCACUACGGCCUGUCUCAAAGACUCACAGCAGCUGUCCUCCUUUGAAUUUAUCCGCUCUAUGAAAAUCCUAAACAAAGAGACUCUUGCCGUGGCUUUGAACAGGAGCUUCGACCCGCUCCGUGUUCUCACUGUCACCCCGACCGGCUUGGACAUCUCCAAACCAGCCCGGAACCUAGACGAACUUCCCUACAUAGAUGCAAGUCCUCGAACUGUGAGGGCACUUCUACCCGUAGAUGUGAGGUCAAUUGCGAGCGGAUACGGGAAUGUCAUACUCAGCUCUUGGGAUGAUGGUACUAUCCGGCUUCAAGACUUACGGACUCCGUCACCAGUGGACCAGAUCUACCAGGAUAACUUUGAAGUUGCCACUCCCAUCAACGCGCUCAUCUCUCACGGCCUCGAGAGGUUCGUUGCAGGCAGUGCGUACUCGCACAUGCUGAAAAUUUUCGACUUUCGUUGGCCUAGGGGGUAUUAUCACACCGACUCGUUGCCAUGCACUAGCAGCCGGCCAUAUCCCACCCCCAGACCUCCGACCAUCAUUGACGAGCCCGAGUGUUAUCACAGGCGGUCACUAUGUAACCACCUGUUUGGCUACCGAUGCCGAUGGCACGCAUUGUCGCGCCAUGAUUUCUACCGACCCAACUGUAACAUCUACCUGCCAUUUCGAAACUACGCGAGUUCGCCUAUAUACUCUUUAGCGAAGCCUUCGGAUAUUUCCCCUGUAGUCUACGCUGGGCUUUCCGGCUUGCUUGUCGAAUUCGCACUGAAGAGCGACAUGCAUACUGCAACUGUCUCUAACCAACCCCCCCUUUAUACUCGACAAACGGGCAAGGUCGCAGUCUUGGAAACAGGAGAUGGCUCCCGUAUUUUGGACGUCAGUAAAUGUCAGCGCGUACCCGAGAUACGUCGGCAGUCAUUUAGCGGUAUAGAGGGUGGCGGUAUCACGGCGAGGAGACAGCAUCGGCUUGACGAAGCUUUGCAGGAUCCUCGCGAGUGGCAAGAAUUCAAGGCUUCGCCUAUAUGAAAGUGACGAGUAGCGACCACUCCCUUGUCUAUGAAGGCUACACAAGAGCGUCUCGGUAACGUCUCAUAGUCACAUACUUUCAGUUACGAUAGAAACAUGGCAAGGAAACCCCAACAACCAACAGCGAGCCUAGUUGCGCAAUUUCAUGUAUAGAAUCUUGGUCUUAGGCGAAACAAGGCAGCGUGGAAUUGAGUUGAGACUUUGCUAUCUGACAAGUGGUAAAUGAGUGUCUCGUCAUGCAUCGCCAUUC
This is a messenger RNA of Xylaria bambusicola, 2264 nucleotides long. RefSeq lists its product as uncharacterized. The coding region runs from base 128 to 2014 and encodes 628 amino acids. Gene Ontology annotation, molecular function: protein binding. The transcript has a single exon. The record is from RefSeq and is a predicted model, not a curated record. Lineage: Eukaryota; Fungi; Ascomycota; Sordariomycetes; Xylariales; Xylariaceae.